UUCCAAACCCUUUUAAUAGGCGCUCAAUAUGUUCAGUUAAAAGACUUCAGACUUCCCAAACAUUUUUCUUCUUCUUCUUCUCUUCCUCUCUCUUGUUUCUCUCUCAUCAUCAUCAACUCAUACCAUUUAAUUUCUUCAUCAUCAAUUCAUCACCAUCAAAUUUAACAUAAUCAGACGCUCUUAAUCAAUUGAUGGACGGUGGAGGAUGGGGACUUGCUCUUGAAUCAUCAUCAUCUGAUCAUAGGCUCAUCACAUCCAAUAAUUUCUUUGCUAAUUCAUCUUCUUCAUCAAUUCUCAACAACAAGAAACAUACUAAUAAUAGUAUCAUGAGCAAGAACAAUAAUAAUACUCAGCUGUUUCAAGGUCUAGACUUCCCAGUAAAUCUGCACCGUCGAGGAUCAAAUGAUCAUGAUCAUGAUCAUCAGCUCGAAGAUCAUGAUCAUGAUCAUGAUAAUAAGGUUGUAGUUGGUGAAGUUGAUUUCUUUUCUGAUCAUAAGAAUAAUAAUAUUAGUGUAAAUAGAUCAUCAUCAUCAUCAGCUUCUCAUCAUCAACAACAACAACAACAACAACAUCGUGUGAAGGAGGAAACUUCUUCUCGUGAUCAUCAUCAUGCUGCUGCUGUACCUGUACCUGAUCCCAACCUCGAUGUAAAUACUGGUCUGCAUCUUCUCACAACCAAUACAGGAAGCGAUCAAUCUACAGUAGAUGAUGGUGCUUCUUCGGAUGCAGAAGAUAAGAGAAACAAAAACGAGCUAAUAGUACUUCAAGCUGAACUACAACGUAUGAAUACCGAAAAUCAGAAGUUGAAAUCCAUGCUAUCUCAAGUGAGCAAUAACUACAAUGCCCUCCAAAUGCACUUAGUUACUCUAAUGCAGCAACAACAAAAUCAUCGAAAGGGUGAAAGUAAUACACAGUUACACGAGGAAACUAUGCAAGGAAAGGUUGAAGAGAAGGAAAUUGUGCCGCGCCAAUUCUUAGAUUUGGUUCCUGGUGCAAAUACUGAAGGCGAUGAGCUAACGUCGCAAACUUUGUCCGACGAUGAGAGGACGGUGGACCGCUCUAGCUCACCACGAAAUGCGAUGGAAGUAGCGUCAAGGAACAACAAUAAAGAGUUAAUGCUAGCUAAUUAUGAUAAUGGGAAGAGAAUAAGGGAUGAAAGUCCUGAAGAUUCAGCCACACAAGGUUGGGUGCAUAAUAAGGUUCCUAAGUUGAUGAACAAUAUUCCUAAGGCUACUAGUCCUCCAGUGGAUCAUGCCGCGGCUGAAGCUACAAUGAGAAAAGCUCGUGUAUCGGUUCGAGCUCGAUCUGAAGCACCCAUGAUAAGUGAUGGAUGUCAAUGGAGAAAAUAUGGACAAAAGAUGGCAAAGGGUAACCCUUGCCCUAGAGCUUAUUAUCGGUGCACAAUGGCUGUUGGUUGUCCCGUUCGCAAACAAGUCCAAAGAUGUGCAGAAGACAGAUCAAUAUUGAUCACAACAUAUGAGGGAAACCACAAUCACCCACUACCACCAGCUGCAAUGGCAAUGGCCUCCACCACCUCAGCCGCGGCGAGCAUGCUCCUCUCAGGCUCGAUGCCGAGUGGCGAUGGGCUAAUGAACCCAAAUUUCCUAGCUAGAACCAUACUCCCUUGCUCAUCAAGCAUGGCAACAAUUUCAGCUUCAGCACCAUUCCCAACUGUUACCUUGGACUUAACUCACUCACCAAACCCUCUCCAAAGACCAUCUGGUCCUCAAGCAAACACUCCUUUCCAAGUUCCUUUUCCACCUCCAACUGCCCAAGUGGGACCCAACUUUUUGAGCUCAAUUCCCCAAAUAUUUGGUCAAGCUUUGCUUAAUAAUAAUAAUAAUAAUAGUAAUCAAUCAAAGUUUUCUGGCCUACAAACUUCAACUCCCCAAGGCUUAAACGCAGCGCAUUUGCAACUUCCCAAUCAAAACGCUGCGUUUUCUGACACUCUAAGCGCGGCAACUGCUGCCAUCGCCUCCGAUCCUAACUUCACAGCCGCGCUUGCAGCUGCGAUCUCAUCGAUCAUCGGAGGAGCUCGUCCUCCGAAUGAUAACAACAAUAAUGCCCCUGGAAGCUCACCUAGUGGUGUUACUACUAGUAGUGGGAACCAUGCUAAUAAUAAUGUCACUUCUAGUAAUAGCAUGCAACAACAAUAGGAACGCAACAAAGGGAGGCAGUUGUGCAAAUAGAAAUAUACUAUUAUCUGCUUUAUAUUACGUUGCUUUGUGUUUAGCUAAAAUAUUUUUUUUUUCCCCUUUGCUUUUGGUUUAGUAUAUUAAGUACUUAUUAUAGUAGAUUUUAGGAAAGGGAUAAGAAUGAGGUAAAAAAAAAUGUUCAUAUUCUUUUUUUUCUUUUUUUUUUCUAGUAGGUCUUUGUUCUUGGAGACUUACAGAGGACAGGUUCAUUCUUUGAUCAUAUCAUUAUUUUGUUUUUGAAUAAUUUGAUCCGAUUUUCGGUAAAUACACUGUGGGAGAUAGAAAUUAAGCUGAGCCUUUUGUAGUUUCAGUGUUUUAAUAUAAUAAUUCUUCAAUUUCCAGCACUA
Beta vulgaris subsp. vulgaris (sugar beet) is the source of this 2542-nucleotide messenger RNA. RefSeq names its product probable WRKY transcription factor 31. Gene Ontology annotation, molecular function: sequence-specific DNA binding; DNA-binding transcription factor activity. Lineage: Eukaryota; Viridiplantae; Streptophyta; Magnoliopsida; Caryophyllales; Amaranthaceae. The record is from RefSeq and is a predicted model, not a curated record. The transcript is spliced from 6 exons. Bases 192 to 2156 code for a protein of 654 amino acids. Gene Ontology annotation, biological process: regulation of DNA-templated transcription.